AUGAAACUCGCAGUUGCUGUAUUGUCAUCGAUCUUGCUUGCCUGCUCGGUUACUAUUGCCAGCCCAAUUAAACCUAGUGCAACUACAAGCACCAAGUCUAGCACCUUGACAGUUCUUCCCAGUUCAACUACAAGUACUGAAGCUAGCACCUCGCCAACUCCUAAUCCAAACGGCAUAGGUAUAAGUGGUCUUUAUCCACUUCCAAACAUCAUCAAGGAAUUGCUCAAAGAAUACAAGAAAACAAAAGAUAGUUUUCAUGAGCAAAAAAGUGGAUAUCACUCGAUAAGAUCUAAAUAUGGCGAUCAAUAUAUACUGCUAGGACGCUCGGGGAGAAAGAUUAAAGUUUUGGAAUAUAAACUUCGAGAAAGCGGCGGCAAUCCAGAAUAUGAUGGUGAAAUUCGGAGGAAAAGGGUUGAUCUUCAAAUCCAAAAAUCCAAACUUGACGAUCUUGGAAGACGCUAUGAUGAGUGUGAGUCCAGAUAUAAUCAUCUUAAAAUUAAACUUCAGGCCAUCAAUGAACAGCUCGUGAAGUCCGUUUUUGGAGAAACCUGGAAUUCUGGAUCAUUUAAUCAGAAAUAUCUUCUUAUCGGCUCACAUCCUUCCGUUAUGGAAUACCUUGAAGAAUUAUGUGGUCAAGGACAAUCAUCAGGAUGCAGUAAUAAUCUUGAUCAGAAUCAUGGUGAUCAGCAGCAAAGUCAAGAUCCGCAACCAUCAUCGAGUAGACCAUCUGGAUUUGGAUCCUUUGGACAGAGAGUUUCCGCUUUUGGACAAAGAGUUUCCGCCUUUGGACAGAGAGCUUCUUCCAGUAUACAGAGAGAAGCCUCCAGGCUUGUGCAUAAUGUUGGAUCACUCUUUCAGCAACCCAGAAAUGAUGGUUCACCCGUUUGA
Messenger RNA from Batrachochytrium dendrobatidis JAM81, 888 nucleotides. RefSeq lists its product as uncharacterized. The transcript has a single exon. The record is from RefSeq and is a predicted model, not a curated record. The coding region runs from base 1 to 888 and encodes 295 amino acids. NCBI's taxonomy places the organism in Eukaryota, Fungi, Chytridiomycota, Chytridiomycetes, Rhizophydiales.